Molecule: messenger RNA, 960 nt
Organism: Acanthosepion pharaonis
Lineage: Eukaryota; Metazoa; Mollusca; Cephalopoda; Sepiida; Sepiidae
Source: the annotation of a GenBank genome assembly
AUGUCACGCUUUUUUAUAUAUAAUCCCCUACAUUCUCCUUUCCUUCCAUCCUUCCUCCCUUCCUUCCUUCCUUCCUCCCUUCCUUCCUUCCUUCCUCCCUUCCUUCCUUCCUUCAUUCCUUCCUUCCUCCCUUCCUUCCUUCCUUCCUUCAUUCCUUCCUUCAGUCCUUCCUUCAUUUCUUCCUUCUUUCCUUCCUGCCUUCAUUCAUUCAUUCUUUCCUUCCUUCCUCCCUUCCUUCCUUCCUUUCUUCCUUCCUUCCUCCCUUCCUUCCAUCAUUCCUUCUUUCCUUCCUUCCUUCCUUAUUCAUUCAUUCAUUCCUUCCUUCCUCCCUUCCUUCCUUCCUUCAUUCAUUCAUUCCUUCCUUCAUUCCAUCCUUUCUUCCUUCCUUCCUUCCUUCCUUCAUUCCUUAUUUCCUUCCUUCCUUCCUUCAUUCCUUCCUUCCUUCAUUCAUUCAUUCAUACCUUCCUUCCUCCCUUCUUUCCUUUCUUCCUUCCUUCCUUCCCCCUUCCUUCCUUCCUUCAUUCAUUCAUUCCUUCCUUCCUUCAUUCCUUCCUUCAUUCCUUUCUUCCUUCCUUCCUUCAUUCAUUCAUUCAUUCCUUCCUUCUUCCCUUCUUUCCUUUCUUCCUUCCUUCCUUCCUUCCUCCUUCCUUCCUUAUUUCCUUCCUUCCUUCAUUUAUUCAUUCCUUCCUUCCUCCUUUCCUUCCUUCCUUCCUCCUUUCCCUUCCUUCCUUCCUUCCUUCCUUCCUUCCUUCCUUCCUUCCUUCAUUCAUUCAUUUCUUCCUUCCUUCCUUCCUCCCUUCCUUCCUUUCUUCCUUCAUUCCUUCCUUCCUUCCUUCAUUCCUUCCUUCCUUUCUUCCUUCCUUCCUUCCUUCAUUCAUUCAUUCAUUCCUCCCUUCCUUCCUUCGUCCCUUCCUUCAGAAUUUAUUUAAGUACUUAUACAUAUCUCCUUUCUUUCGUUAG